Molecule: messenger RNA, 726 nt
Organism: Aspergillus novofumigatus IBT 16806
Lineage: Eukaryota; Fungi; Ascomycota; Eurotiomycetes; Eurotiales; Aspergillaceae
Exons: 6
Coding region: 1-726 (241 amino acids)
Source: RefSeq, a predicted model, not a curated record
AUGACUAUUUCUGGUGACCUCGACAUCGAGCAACAGCAUCAGACUGCCAAUGCUGUUGAUACGUUUGGCUCUCUGGAUCCGUUCAACUAUGCUGAGCACGUCAAUGCAGCCGGCCUACUAAUCACCAAUUAUGACGGACUUUCUGAGCAGAAAGCUUCAAAGUCAGGGAAGCAGCUCAAACAGUCAUUCUCCAGUCUCCAAUUACGGUACAAUGUGCUUUUCAGGAUGGGUUCUUCGCUGGACGUCGAUUGUCAAGGCUGCGGCAGCGCCACAAUUACUCUCGGUGCAUUCAAUGCGGAGCUAUGGACUCUUGCUAUUCAGAAGCCUGAUGCGAGCUACAAGCCUCCAACGCAAGGGGACGGAAGAAAGGUUGACUCAGGGCUCAACCCUGACUUCCAUAAUCAGAAGGCGGCCAGCACAUGGAUAUUUUCCCUGAGUUUGGUUUCAUCUCAAAUUCAUUCAUUAUCUCACAGAACCGAACUACAGUCGGCUCACUUGGUUACGGUCAGAUUAAAACCUCUCGUUCUGAUUUCGUUUGCACCUUGUUUCAAUCCAUUUGAUCCGAAAAUUUUUGUGAUCAUUUUACGACUGUCUUUUUCGAAGAUGGGUGAUGGUUCCGACAGAGAAAACUUCUGGUACAAAGGUUCCACACUAAAGUAUGCCACAACCAAUAACAUAUCAGACCUCGUAGAACGCGUCAUCACGCAACCAAUCAACGCCUGCUAA